AUGAAUUCGCUGCUCGAGUAUCUGCCUCCAGCCGAGGGUCUCUUGCCCAAAUGGAUCUUCUUCAUCUCGAUUGUAUCGCUCGGUAACAGCAUACAAGCCUACCUCUCUCUUGGUCCGACACAGAAAGUCUAUUGCGGCUCGAAGACCGUCCCAGCUGGUGUCCCGGCCAGCACCGUUCCCAGCACAUCGCCCGUCACGCCUCUUUCAGCUCGUACCUUUGGCACCUGGACCGCAAUUACUGCCAUUGUUCGUCUCUAUGCCGCCUACAACAUCAACAGUAAGCCCAUGUAUGAGUUGGCUUUCUGGACAUAUAUCGUUGCCUUUGCCCACUUCAUGUCCGAGUGGUUGGUCUUUGGCUCUACUCGAUGGGGCAAGGGUCUCGCUGGGCCUGCCAUUGUUGCUACCACCUCUUUGAUCUGGAUGUACACCCAGUGGGAUCACUAUGUCAAGGCAUAG
This is a messenger RNA of Aureobasidium melanogenum CBS 110374, 456 nucleotides long. Its product is annotated as ergosterol 28. Gene Ontology annotation, cellular component: membrane; endoplasmic reticulum. The coding region runs from base 1 to 456 and encodes 151 amino acids. Gene Ontology annotation, molecular function: protein-macromolecule adaptor activity. Lineage: Eukaryota; Fungi; Ascomycota; Dothideomycetes; Dothideales; Saccotheciaceae. The transcript is spliced from 2 exons. The record is from RefSeq and is a predicted model, not a curated record.